Molecule: messenger RNA, 2687 nt
Organism: Sardina pilchardus (European sardine)
Lineage: Eukaryota; Metazoa; Chordata; Actinopteri; Clupeiformes; Clupeidae
Gene: rhcga
Product: Rh family, C glycoprotein a
Exons: 11
Coding region: 95-1561 (488 amino acids)
Biological process (GO): ammonium homeostasis; ammonium transmembrane transport
Cellular component (GO): plasma membrane
Molecular function (GO): ammonium channel activity
Source: RefSeq, a predicted model, not a curated record
AGGUGGCUCUAAAAGCAUCCAUCAGAACCAGCCAACCCUCCUCAAAGGAAGAGAACCAUCUCCAGCGUUACUGUGCUCCCAGACCAAGGCAACCAUGGGGAACUGUGCUCAGGGCUGUAAGGACUACUGGUGCCGGCCGAAGAACACCAAUGUCCGGGUCAGUUUGCCAGCUGUGUGCUUUGUGUGGCAGACUGCCAUGAUCAUCCUGUUUGGAGUCUUCAUCCGCUAUGAUGAGGAGUCGGACACCCAUUGGGUAGAAUACAGAAAAGAAAAUAACAUUUCCAGUGACAUAGAGAACGACUUCUACUUCAGAUACCCAAGCUUCCAGGAUGUGCACGUGAUGAUCUUUGUGGGAUUUGGCUUCCUCAUGACAUUCCUGAAGCGCUACAGCUUCGGCGGAGUGGGCUUCAACUUCCUCAUCGCAUCCUUCGGCAUCCAGUGGGCACUGCUGAUGCAGGGCUGGUUCCACGCACUGAACCCGGAAACCGGCAAGAUCACCAUCGGUGUCGAAAGCUUGAUCAAUGCCGACUUCUGCGUAGCUGGCUGCCUAAUUGCAUAUGGGGCCUGUCUGGGUAAAGUCAGUCCAGUCCAGCUGAUGGUUCUCACCUUGUUUGGGGUCACCCUCUUUGCUGUGGAGGAGUACAUCAUCCUGGACCUCAUUCACGCCAAGGAUGCCGGUGGCUCCAUGGUCAUCCACACCUUCGGAGGCUACUAUGGUCUGGCGAUCUCAUGGGUCCUCUAUCGACCAAAUCUCCACCAGAGCAAGCGUCUGAAUGGCUCCGUCUACCAGUCUGACGUCUUCGCCAUGAUUGGCACACUGUUCCUGUGGAUGUUCUGGCCCAGUUUCAACUCGGCCAUCACUGACCAUGGAGACGGACAGCACAGGGCAGCCAUCAACACCUACCUGGCCCUGGCCUCCACCGUGCUCACCACAUACGCCAUCUCCAGCCUCUCCGCAAAGCGAGGAAAGCUGGACAUGGUGCACAUCCAGAAUGCCACCCUGGCUGGGGGCGUUGCCAUGGGAACAGCUGCGGAGUUCAUGAUCCAACCCUAUGGUUCUCUCAUCGUGGGUUUCUGCACUGGGAUCCUCUCCACAUUCGGCUAUCUGGUGCUAUCUCCUUUCAUGGAGAAGACCCUGAAGAUCCAGGACACAUGCGGAGUGCACAACCUGCACGCUAUGCCUGGGGUGAUCGGGGGCGUGGUGGGGGCCAUCACUGCAGCUGCAGCCACGGUAGACGUCUAUAGUAAAGAAGGGUUGAUUAACACUUUCGACUUUGAGGAUGAAUUUGUGAACAGAACAGUUGGAACUCAAGGUGGACACCAGGCAGCAGGCCUGUGCGUCUCCAUCGUCUUUGGAAUAGGCGGCGGUGCCCUUGUAGGCUUGGUCCUGAGGUUGCCCAUCUGGGGAGAUCCUGCAGACGAUAACUGUUUCGAUGACGAAGUUUACUGGGAGCUUCCCGAGGAUGAGGAAAGCAUCCCUCCUAUUCUUGAGUACAACAACCACAUGAUAACCAAGAACCCUGACAUGUCGGAGUCCAAUUUCUCUGUGGAACAAAGUUAGUGAACUCCAACCCCAGGACCCUGCAGUCGACCGACAUCCGAACUUGAACUUGAACCGAAGAAUGAAGAAGCGCUAAACAUGCAAACAACAACUCUGGUCGUUUCCUUGUCUUAUCUCGAUAAUAAUGUGUAUGAACGUUUGUGUUUUAACUAAAUGAAUGAUUACAAUGCCACCGGAACCACUAAAUGGUUUCGUUGUGCAACAACCGCGAUCGCACUCAGGUGGCUAGGCCUAGGCAUAGGCCUACACCACAAUUGUGGCUAGAUACCUGAGUGUCAUCCCCAGGCGUAGGCCUAUGUGGUCACGCUGCGCGUCUGAUAAGCCUGGAAACGACAGUUUUACGAUAAGAGCAUAUUCCUGCAUGUACUUAAUUGAUGUACCAAACUCUGUUAUUGCUAUACUAUUACUGUCCUAGGCAAGUAAUUAAUUUUCCGACCGUUUUAAGGACAUUGUCCAUUUUUAUUUGUAAUCUUCUAGCUCACAAUAGGCCUAGCCUACAUAUUUAGCGUGACGACUAGACAUUGCAUUGCUAAUUUCUUUUAAUUUUGAACUUUUAACUUUUUAAUUAGGCUAAUUCAAUUAUACGUUUUAUUGAACUAUUUUGAAAAUAGACUCGGAGCUUUUAGCCCGUACUUUGAGUCAUGUUGAAUCUAUUUUUUCAUGAAACGAUGAUGAAAAGCCUGGUGUUGGCUCUUGUUCACUGAAGUUUUUUUUUCUGUGCACAGCGAAACCUAACAGAAGUUGGCCAAUGGAACAUAUAGCCUAUCGAUAGACUUACACGCGGAUAUCUUCAUCAGUAUUUAACUGCUGCCUGCUCUAACUGUCUCAGACGUUUUAUACCGGAAUUGUAUGAAAUCAACACGCGUGUGAUUUAGAGACACCUUCAUUUGUGGUGCUUAAAAUUAGAAAUCCUUCUUUCCGUGUAUUUUAGGUCAAUUCCACAUAGUUUAUUGUAAGUAUGAAAUUCAAAUACAUAUCGUAUACCUUUUCAUACCAGUGAAUGUAGCCUACACAGUAGGCUUUUGUAUAUUUGUGUUUGUGAAAAUGUGCAUGUAUUUAAGAAAUGUAAAUGAAAACGUGUUACUGUGUUCAUAAUGAAGUAUAUUGAUUAAAAAUGUGAAUUAAA